Messenger RNA from Scatophagus argus, 2147 nucleotides. It is a transcript of the gene smyd1b, whose product is annotated as SET and MYND domain containing 1b. Gene Ontology annotation, cellular component: nucleus. Gene Ontology annotation, molecular function: protein binding; histone H3K4 methyltransferase activity. The record is from RefSeq and is a predicted model, not a curated record. Lineage: Eukaryota; Metazoa; Chordata; Actinopteri; Scatophagidae. The coding region runs from base 172 to 1641 and encodes 489 amino acids. The transcript is spliced from 10 exons.
GGACUAUUUUAAUACUUUGGGUGUGGAAUGUGCAGUUGUCACUGAAGAACACAGAGGGCACAGAUUAGUCUACAAGUUUCUCAACUACCCAGUCGCCGGAUUUAGCUUCUCUCUACCACUCUCAUUUAUUCACCACCGUUCACCAGCAUCUCAGGAGGCAGUGCAGCUACCAUGGAGAACGUGGCAAUAUUUGACUCACCUGGAAAAGGGAGGGGUCUGAAAGCUACCAAGGAGUUCUGGGCUGGAGAUGUCAUUUUCUCAGAGCCCAGUCUUGCAGCUGUUGUGUUUGACAGUCUAGCUGAGCGUAUUUGCCACAGCUGUUUCCGCAGACAAGAGAAGCUACAGAGGUGCGGCCAGUGCAAAUUUGCUCAUUAUUGUGACCGAACCUGCCAACGUGCCGGCUGGGCCGAACACAAGCAAGAGUGUAGUGCCAUCAAAGCUUAUGGCAAAGCACCAAAUGAGAGCAUUCGUUUGGCGGCCCGCAUCAUGUGGCGCCUUGACAAGGAGGGGAGCGUGGUGUCUGACAUGCAGCUGACCACACUGGAGGAGCUAGAGGACCACGUGGCUGACAUGCAGGAGGACGAGUUGAAGGAAUUCAAAGUAGACAUCCACAACUUCUUGGACUACUGGCCCCGUAACAGCAAGCAGCACACAAUUGAUGUCAUCUCACAUAUUUUUGGUGUGGUUAACUGUAAUGGCUUCACUGUGAGCGACCAGAGGGGCCUUCAGGCAGUAGGAGUUGGUCUUUUCCCAAAUUUGUGUCUAGUGAAUCAUGACUGCUGGCCAAACUGCACUGUGAUCCUUAACCAUGGCAAUCAAUCGGCUGUGAAUACUAUGUUUCAUUCUCAACGGAGGAUUGAGCUGCGUGCUCUCGGUAAGAUCGCAGAGGGAGAGGAGCUCACAGUUGCAUAUGUGGAUUUCUUAAACUUGACAGAAGAGAGACAAAGGCUGCUGAAAACACAAUACUUCUUUGAGUGCACUUGUGAGCACUGCAAAAACCACAUGAAAGACGACUUGAAGUUGGGGGGAAGGGAAGUGGACGGAGUCAAGCCUUCAGAGGAGCAGGUGAAAGAAGCGACUGAUUACUGCUUUGAAAUGCUGGAGAAGAUGGACAAGGCUCGAUUAAAUGCUGACUACCAUGAGGUGGUAAAGAUCUGCAGGGAAUGCAUAGAGAAAACAGAGCCAGUUUUGGCUGACACUCACAUCUACCUGCUGAGGAUGUGGAGCACACUAAGUGAGGUGCAAGCUUACCUGCAGUACUUUAACGACGCUGCUGAAUACGCCCGCAAAAUGGUGGAUGGAUACAUGAAACUGUACCAUUCCAACAAUGCAGCUCUUGGUAUGGCUGCUAUGCGAGCAGGAGUGACUCACUGGCAAGCUGGGGAGAUAGAGAUUGGCCACGGGAUGAUUUGCAAGGCCUAUGCCAUUCUCAUGGUCACCCAUGGCCCAACACAUCCCAUAACCAAGGACCUGGAGGCGAUGCGUAUGCAAACGGAGAUGGAGCUGAGGAUGUUCAAGCAAAAUGAAUACGUUUACCAAAGUAUGAGAGACGCUGCUCUGAAGAACAAACCGAUGACCAUGAUGCAUGAACCCAAGUCUAUGGAGGAAGGAAUCAAGAACCUCUUCCACCGGAAGAAAUAAUGACACAAGGACUGCAGUCAUUAAACAAAUCAAGAAAGUCAUUCAUUUGUUUACCGUCAGUUUUCUGUGUUGGUGUGUCAGCCUCCUCAUUUAGUCACCUGAUUUUUUUUUUUUUUUUGUAGUUACACUUUUAAUUAAAAAGAUGUCAAACUGAACUUUCACACUGAGCAUUUCAUUUUAAGUACUGCAACCCAGUGGAACUACAGAAAAAUCAUGAAAGACAUCUCUUUGUUUUCAAGUUUACCAACUUGGUGAACAGAGAACUACAGUGGAUCCCCUCCAGCCCAAGGGAAUUAAAAUGCCAGCAAUUAAACGAGUAAUGAAACAGGCUACAAAUAUGCAAAGUGUUUUGCAUUUUCCAUUGGGCUGAUAGCUGAAAGAUUGCAUACUGGAACCAGCCUUUUAAAAUACAACCACACCAACUUCCUGGUGCCACCACUAUCGGACUCAAUAGCUGCCAAAUUAUGUGGUUGUAGUCAAGUGCAGUGUUAAGAGUUUAGUGACUC